Molecule: messenger RNA, 3162 nt
Organism: Amoebophrya sp. A25
Lineage: Eukaryota; Dinophyceae; Syndiniales; Amoebophryaceae
Source: the annotation of a GenBank genome assembly
AGGAAAAGCGCGUCACUGUUGCAAUUCCCUUUCUCCCCGAUGGAAAUACUUAGCUUUAUUUGAUAAGUCCAAGUGAUGUAGAAAUUUGUGCUAGUUGUAUCUCGGCUCCUCUACCGAAGAUUUCAAUUUAUUACAACUCAAUUCAUACGUUGAAGAUAUUACUUGUAACUACAUUAGAUUAUUUUUUAUACUAUACUUACUGAUUGCUUGUUAAUAUAUGAGACUUUAGCGCUGUUCGUGAUCGAUAACAUGUGUGCAGAAACUUUGUUAUCGACCACUCCGUAAUGCUAGCGGUAGCGAUUUUUCAAUCCUCCUCCAUGCACUUCCACAAGAAUGACGGCCCACCUCAACCUAUCGCCACGCGGAACAGGAGGAUCGACGUGCGUAUUGCCAUCUGUAUUUGAUCAACCUGGAACUAGAACAGGUACAGCCCAGGGUCAACAACCGACAGCAGAUUUUCACAGAGUUGCGCUUGAUACGAGCUUCUGCGGACCUGGAGUUGUACCCUCGUCACCGAACACAAGCAAAUCUCCAGCUUCGCUACCUUUCGCCCGCUGCCUAGUCCCUAAUUUAGACCGAUUUCUGUUGAUUUUGUCCUUAUCCCUGCACUUUUUGAGUUUCCGAGAACUUGUUCGCGUGUGGGACUCCUUGGACCUACCUGAUGAAGACGAACUCCUGGAAGAAUACAUUCUGUGGCAUGGGCAUGACCGCAGUUUUCUUCACGACGUCGCAGCUUGCCGAUCGUCACCGAGAUACCUGAGGCUUAUUCGUUUUUACCAACGGAAACAUCCAACGCUGUGUCAUCUGUUCGAGCUGAAGUUUACGCCAGAUCGACUUCUCCCUCGUCUCUUCGCAGAAGACGACUUUUUGCAUUUGCGGGAAGUGCUGUUAUCGUAUACCUGUGGGGCUGCAGGUAGCUUGGGCAAUCAUGGUGUUGGUGAAACAAACUCCAUAAAGUCAACAACAAGCAAGACAUCUGCUUCUAGCAUGUCUCCUUCCCCAGUUCUUCUCUACACGACAUCUGGCGGCCACUAUCAUGAUCAGAAGAACGUGUUUCGUUUGUCCUCGUCGCAGCUCGUUUCGGCAGUUAGUCAUGGGGCGAGUCGGUGUCUCGCGGAACUGCUUCGUGGAAUGGUCGACGAGGUGGGCUCAAGACGGACUAGAAGCGUCCAAGUAGAAUGGAGAGGCUGGCCACACGGCGUAAUCCCACCAGGGGAACAUUAUUACCAGAGACUCAGUAUGAUUAGAAAUGGUUCAUCGGGAGGUAACGGACAGGGAGGAAUUGGAGCAGGAAGUGCAAAUACAAAUGGAAAAAGGUCUUCCAAAGAGCAAGGCAGUUCGUCUUCCUUAAGAGCAUUACGGGAGCGGAAAAAGAAUGCUUCAGGAGCUGCACAAAAGGAUGACGCAGAUGGCAGCAAUGUAAAGGGAGAUGAAGCGCCAGAAGGCCAAGUAGGAGACGAUCAGAGCCAAACGACGACCUUGCCUCAUAUACAGAGUGGAAAUGAAAAACGAGCCGUCAAAAAAGUUCGACCCGUAACAGCGCCAGCUGAGAGGCGUAGUAAAAAUGGUACCUGUGUAGACGGCAAACCUUCAGGAGACGCACAACAUACUCACGGGGCCCAUUCGGUUAAAAGAAAGCUUCAUGGGAAAAAACGCACAAGAUUUUCGUGGGCAAACCCUAGCGAUGAACAAUCUCAGCCUGCUGGUGAUCACGAUGAAACUGCUUCUAGACAAGAUGUGAUCAGUAGCAACCCUCGAUUGGUCAUUGACGAUCAGAACGAGAGCUGGUCGAUCCAUAAUAUCAUUUUCAGAGGUAUGGAAAGAAACACGAACGACCAGAACGACGACUGCUCGAAAAGAAUAUCAUUGUUGAGUGACCAACAACAUCAGGUGGAUGUCGCCACAACCUUGGUUGAAAUCGAUUCUAUUGACCCGGGCAUAACCGUUCUCGAUAUGCUCCGUCGUGCUCAUCACCAGCAAGAAGUAGAAGGGUGGAGUAAACAAUUGCGCAUGAUCAGGGAACUGAUUUUCGAUAACUUUUUGCUUCGUCCCGACGACUGCUUCCCUGGUGCCACCAAUCCCGUGGUGUAUUCGUGUUUUGUCGCUGCAGCGCUGAUCUUCGCGGAUCUUGGACUGUUGCAGAGGCUAGUGGGACCGAAUCAGUCGAAAACCAUCUCGUUCCGAUAUGCGGGAGAAAGUUACAAGGACUGGCCCAUGUGCGUCGUUGUCGCUAAGUUCGCGUCAGCGUCGUACUUGCGCUUACGAUCAUCGUCGAAGAGGAGAAGCAUUUCUGGUUCUACAACUAGUCUGGAGAGAGGAAUAACUACGGGUGGGGGAGAAUAUACAGAAGUAGUAAGUACUAAUACCGAUACCGUACUAGAGAACCAAUUAGCUUGUCUCGACUAUCUGGUGCAAGAGGCUAACCACGAUCCCUAUCGUGUGACCCCACGUGGAGAGGGGAUAGCAACAUUUUGGCGAGGAGACUUGGAUGCAGAGUCUUGUGAAAGGGUGGAAGCAUACCUCACAGAUUGGAAGGUACAACUUGGACAAGAGGAACAUGCGGAAGAAGAGCGGCAAGGGAUGACUUUGUCGACUACAUCAGAAGAGGAAAACGAGAGUAGUACGACUCGGCAACGUGGAGGAGGAACAAAAGCGCGACAACGAGAUGAACCUGCACCUUCAAGUUCCUCCUCUUCUAAAGAACUUCCAACACACGGUGGCCUUGGACAGGGUUAUCCGCUACUCCAAAGUCUCCACCGUCUCGACUUGCAAAGGUGUAUACGAGAUGGGGAUACAAAAGGGCUUAUGAAGUUAGUCAAACGAGGGUUGAAGUUCGAGUCUGCGGAUUUUAGGUUGGCCAUGACCCUAGGAAAGUUUGACGUUCUUGAGUUUUUAAAAGAUUACAUGGUCUCCAGAGGUGAAGAAGCACAUUAUCGAUCCUGUAUGAGCGCUCUCCAUGCGGAAAUGAAGAACACGAGGAGAGGAGUGAACAUGGCGUAAGGUGAAGCUCUCCAUGUUCAUGCGGAAAUGAAGAACACGAGGAGAGGAACGAAUAUAAUUGGCUGAGACGAAGAGGCAUUUUCUUGUUCCAAGGGAGCAGAGAACCAACGGAAUUUUUUUUUUUGGGAUUCAUUAUCUGCAUAGUAUGCCAGUGCACAUACC